CACACUCUUAUCGCGCCUAUUCUACGUUCAGCUGGUCGCAAAGUCCGUUAGAAAGUUCACAUAACUGUUAUUUAUUUGUAGGGAAGCAAAUAACACAGGAAGGCUCGCCUGUUUAUAAAAGGCUGUGUUACAGCGUGCUAAAAAGCUGAGCUGAGCGAGGAACCGCCCUAAAGCCGGUGUUGUAACGUGAUCUAACACGCGGCUGUGAAUCCAGCGCUGCUCAUUCGCACUGCAGACCGUCUCGCAGGCUUUUUCGGCUAGACCAGCUACUGCGACCCUUAAAACUCCCGUUAGGCCCCAAGGGCGAAUAGCCAUAAAUACAUCAUCUGCUGCCAAUAUUUAAUAUCGCUGCAACCCAGGUCCCAUUUCGGAGUUUUAACAUGGAGAAGACGCUCUGGACAUGGACGCUUCUAGCGGUCUUUUCUCUGCUGGUAGUGAAAGGCAUGAGUCAGGAGCUAGACCUGGGAGAUGCAUUAGAUGAUGAUGACGAGGGACCAGCUACCAAGCCACCUAAAGUGGAUCCUGGAGCAGGCGUUGCUGGAGGAGUAGUAAAACCCACUCUUAAACCUGUUAAGCCCACAGUUAAGGAACCAGCAAAGCCUAAGCCCAAACAAACAGCAGAGACAUACACUGAUCUCUUUGACGCCACCAUUCGGCCAGCCCUGUUGCCCCGAACAACCCCUAAUCCUCUCCGAACCUCCGUUACCCCCCGGAAAACCCAGUCUGGUCUAGAGGACUUCGAUCUUGCAGACGCCCUAAACCCUGACAAUGACAUCAAAGGAAAGGGUAAAGACUCUGGCAAAGGUGAUAAAGAGGUCGGAGGAGGAAGCCGUGAUGACGGCACCCCCAAUAGCAGAGGAAGUCAAUUCUCAGAUGAUGACCUUUCGGAUGUGGGAAAUGAUAACUCUUACAAACCCGACAAAGGCAAAGGUGGAAAAGGUGGAAGUUCCAGCAAUGUUGGUGAUUUGGAUCCUGCUGACGACAACAACUACGACACCAUGGCUGAGACUGGCACCAUCGCUGGCAUCGUGAGCGCUGUAGCCAUGGCUCUGGUUGGUGCAGUGAGCGGCUACAUCUCCUACCAGAAGAAGAAGCUGUGUUUCAGCAUACAGCAGAGUCUGAAUGCAGAUAUGGUGAAAGCAGAUGCCCCAGAUGCUGUAGUCGCACAGGAGCCACAAGUUCAACAAACUCUUCUCCAGCCUCCCAACGCCGAGCCGCCGACCGAGGAAAAUGCAGUUUAAUCUCUAAUGUCCAAACUGAAGAGGGCGCAGUUCUAAAUUGUUGUUCUCCCAUUCGAAUGCCACUGUAUUUCCCAGCACAUUUGCACCACAACGCUCUUUUCCAAGUACCAAUGUGACUGUUUAAAUCAACCUUAAACAUAGUGUAAUAUCUUUUUAUUUAUACUAUUUGAACUGUUUAUAUGCAACAAUGCUAGUAAGCCUGUCUGCAAUAAUACUGCUCUGAAACGGAAAACAACCAGUAAUGAAUUGUAGCAUGACCUUCUGAGACCCCAGAAAUCAGAUUUGUUUUUUUUUAACGGAGCCCCACACAAACUGCGCUAGUUUUUUUGUUGAACAAAUUCGCUCAUAAUUCCUAUUGUGAACAAACGCGUAUUACUGAACAAUGAGAAGACUGACUAAUCCAAGGUUUACAGAAACGGCAGAUUGGAUAAUCAUAGAAAUAUGCUUUUAUAGGUCAAGACUGUGUAUCCCAUAUGUUUUCACAGCAAAACUGUGUGUUGUGGAAUCUGCGAUUGAAACAAGAUGAAGGAUUUGAGAAGUUUUUAGUUUCAUCGUGGUCUGUAUAUAUUUGCCUUGCUUUCACAGAGCAAUGUGAAAAGAUUGUUACACAUAUAUGCAGGUUUUUGUGUCUUAGCGAACUUUUUACUAGAGUGACUUUUGAGGAAAAAAAAAAAUGGAUGAACUACUCAAGUCAGAAACUAACCGACAGCUGCUUCCUUCUAAUUUGCUUUAAGAAAAAAAAAAAAUUGACUAAACUGUGAAGAUGUGAUGUGUGUUGAUGAAGAAACUUUUGUGUGUUAGCUGGAUGUCAGUGAUUGAGAUUCCUUCUUUUGAGGAAUAGAUGAAUUCGGCGUGAUCAGAUUGACUAGAUACAUUAGCGUCAAGUAAUUGUGGUCGGAAGUAACCGAAGUUGUGUUUUCAUGUUAGCGCAAUACAUAAAACAGCGUAGUAACUCUCGUAUCGCUAAUUCUGAUCACCUUUUUGGGGGGGGAUUUUAAGGGAUUAAUUAAUGUGCUUGUAUAUUGCAUACCGUUUUCAAGUUUGUACUCAAACCGUUGUAUCAGUGUAGCUCUAUUUACACUUGUAGCAGUAAAUGUACAUAAAUGUUUGUGCCCCCCCACUCUUUUUGGAUUACGGGGGAGUCAUUUUUUCGCCCUAGCGUAGUGUUUGUAUUGUUUGUAGCAUGUUUGAGCUUUAGCUUUGAGACAUUUUAGAGACCUGUUGCACCCUUCCUAGUUUUGCUAUUGCCUUAAUGAGCUGCUUUCCCACUUUGCUAAUUCGCCAAGAGUUUGCAGUUUACAGACUAAAUUUUUUACUGAUUUGGAAGGUCAACAUCUAAAACUGGCACAUAGAUUUAGCAAAACCACACUGGAAAGCAGCUCUGUCCUUUCCAUCCUCUCCCUCACUUGAGAUGCUCCAGAUUUUCCAGUAGCUGUUGUUUUUCACUGUGAAUUCAGGUGCACCUUUGUUACCCCAAGCCCUUGCCAAUGGUGCUUUCCUUCCCAAUGCCUUACCACGCUAACAUUAGGGAAGACACGCUAGCUUCGAACACGGCACUAAUAGUCACAACCAUUAGAAGGGCUGCCUCACUUGAAUGUCUACAAAUCACACGUACCAGGUUUAGUACGUUGUUCCAGUUUAAAGGUGCAGUCACAUUCUCCCAAACUACAAACAUGGCCAUUGGUUUAUGAAGCACAGCUAACAUAAAAGUCAAGAGACUAGUCAACAUGGGAUUGGCAUAGUUUAUGCCAACAAAAUUCACAUUUAUGUGGGUUUUGAAUGGAAAUGGCUGAAUUUAGCCAAUGAAAACUUGCUGGAAAUGGCAAAUGUAGCAUAUUUGUGUGACAGACUACUUUAAAUGUUUGGUCAUACAAAAUUUACGUCCAUAUGGGUUUCUAAUGAAAUUCUUGAGUUUAACCUGUGAAGGUUGUACUAAAGUGGGUAUAUUUCACUGUAAUUACAUGACAAGUGGAUUUUUUUUCCCCCAUUCAUGUUGGUUUCAAUUGAAAUGCAUAAAUUUCACAUGUGAAAUUUUGCAAAACAAUGUUAACUGUGGGAUAUCUACAUUAUAAACUUGUUAUGAAGACAAUAUCACAUUGAAAUGGUAGAAAUCUGACUAUUAAAAUGUGCCAAACAAUGGUCAAUGUGGCAUAUUUACUGACAAAUGAAAUUCUUGUACACACAAAACUCUGAUUUAAAUGUACUUCUAUUAAAACGAUUGUAUUUUGCCCUCCGAAAAUGGUAAAUGUGACUGCACCUUCACACUCUUUGCCGUUUGAACAGAUCCGAAAUAUUGUUUACUCACAUGCUCAAGAUUAAGCCGAAGUCUUGCGAAUGGUAAUGAUGUCAGAGACGUAACAGCGCAGAAUGUUGCCUGAUGCGUUUCUCGUUCCUUGCGUCCUACCAUGGUUAUUUGUACGGUGAAAACGAACAAACAGAAUGUUAGCUGAAUGUAAUUCUUUAUACGCUACCAGAACCAUGUAGCUUUUUUUGGUGCUACACUUGUCAGAAAUGAAGAACACCAAAGAUGUGAUGGUUUUUGCCUUUUUGCAUGCUCUUUGACUUUGGUGUGUGAGUCUAGUGAUCCGGUGGAAUGAAUCUGAAACAGCUGAGUAAAACAGCCUCGUUAAGGCAAAUGUGGAAAUUCACAAGUGUCUUGAACAUUUUCAACCACGGCAUCAUCACCUGUGUUGAACUGCUUCCAGAUUUGUUGCUUGGACACGUAAUGUGACUGUUAAAACCCUCCCUAGUUAUUUCAGUUGACCAUCUGCAUUUCUGGGUAACUAGUAGUUCAUACGAUGGCUGUUUUGUUUGCAAGGUUCUCUGGGCUCUCUGGUGUCGUCUGGCCAGUAUAGUCGCAAUUUUGUCAAAACAAGGGUGUGCGCGCAGAACUGUACAGAAAUGCAUGUUUGGAUUCUAGCUGUAGAUAUUAAAGGUUUUUCUUGUGUACUGGGUUUAUUUAUGAACCUGACAAAUUUGCUAUUUGGACAGACGUUUCUGAAGUGUCUUGAUUUGCACUGCCAGUUCAGCUCUUGCAUCAUGGAACUGCCACAGAUCCUAUUGCCAAUGCUGUAGGUUGUGUUUUUGUUUUCUUGCCGUCAUUCAAUGAAAUGAAAUCUGGAAAUGAAACAGCGA
Messenger RNA from Danio aesculapii, 4376 nucleotides. RefSeq names its product CD99 molecule-like 2 (gene cd99l2). Bases 381 to 1241 code for a protein of 286 amino acids. The record is from RefSeq and is a predicted model, not a curated record. The transcript is spliced from 12 exons. Lineage: Eukaryota; Metazoa; Chordata; Actinopteri; Cypriniformes; Danionidae.